Molecule: messenger RNA, 951 nt
Organism: Lizanozyma spartinae
Lineage: Eukaryota; Fungi; Ascomycota; Pichiomycetes; Serinales; Debaryomycetaceae
Exons: 1
Coding region: 1-951 (316 amino acids)
Source: RefSeq, a predicted model, not a curated record
AUGGCGCUGGAAUCAUCUUCAGAUCUUGUCCAAUUCUUAUCUGUUAUUGAAAGUCACUUCGGCUCUGCUAAAACUUUGAUCUCCACAGAUCAAUUGCUUCAAGCAGAGACCUCAAAUAGCCACUACAUUAUACUCACCAAAAUAGCCAAUGAGAUAGACAAGAGUCAAAUAGUGGUGAUAUCGAUUGUAUCUCCUCAACAUAAUAUCCGUUCGACAGUUGUUGAAAUUCCAGCCACUGAGACACUGGAGUUUUUGGAUCAAGUGAAGGGGCAACUUUUAUCUUUUUUGAAUGCUGAGGUUGUGGCGUUUCCCCGCAAACAAGAAGAGCCUAAGACGUCAACGACUGUGAAUGAUGCUCCAACAUCUUCUGCUUCUUCUCCUUCAAUUCAAUUACCUUCAGCUAUCUCCAAAAGACCAAAUGAUAUGCCAGACUUCGAUGAUGAAUACGAAACCCGUGCAAAAGGAUCAGGGGUAAAUCCUUCCUUAAGCAAUACAAUUGAGGACAAUAAGGAUUUAUAUCCUGGUGGGGUGAAAUAUCCCUCUAUCAAACCAUAUCUUGAUCCUACUGGUGGGAACCUUCCUAGUCCAAGUAGCGGUGCUUUCAUUGGAGGAGGUAUGAUUCCAACUCCUAAUGACAGAUUAUUCGGUCAUCCAAAAUCUAGUGGUGUCGGUCAAAUUACAGGUGUUCCUCCAGGAGCCCGCUAUGAUGAUCCUUAUGGUGAAGAAGGAAGAAGCUUUCCCGGAGCAACUAACUCACUUUAUGGUACGGAAGAUGUAAAUUCCGGAUUAUCUCAAGAGUUUGGUGGUUUAAGAAGACCGCAAGGAGGGCCGCCUGGAUUUUCCGGAGAUGGAUCGUCGUUACCCGGAUUCGGUCCUGGUCCGGGUUCUGGAGCUGGUCGUGGAGGGUUUGGGUUUGGUUCGGGAUCAGGAAAUACCUUCGGUAACUUUUAG